This is a messenger RNA of Drosophila elegans, 1353 nucleotides long. Its product is annotated as retinoid-inducible serine carboxypeptidase. The transcript is spliced from 3 exons. Bases 31 to 1314 code for a protein of 427 amino acids. Gene Ontology annotation, molecular function: serine-type carboxypeptidase activity. NCBI's taxonomy places the organism in Eukaryota, Metazoa, Arthropoda, Insecta, Diptera, Drosophilidae. Gene Ontology annotation, biological process: proteolysis. The record is from RefSeq and is a predicted model, not a curated record.
CUUUCCUUUCCGUUGAAUCGUGAUCACGAUAUGCAGCUCAUUUUGAAUAAAAUUCAUCUUUGGGUGUGGGCCUUGUGCCUUUUCGUAUCGAUGACCUGGGUUCAAGGACGUGUUGGCCUGGGACCCGGAGUGCAGGAGUGGGACUACGUGGAGGUUCGCCAGGGCGCCCACCUCUUCUACUGGCUGCUGUACACCACGGCCAAUGUCAGUCACUUCACGGACAGACCGCUGGUAAUCUGGCUGCAGGGCGGACCCGGCGUGGCCUCCACGGGCAGUGGUGUCUUCGAGCAGCUGGGACCCAUCGACAUCGAGGGCAGGCCGCGGGAGAGCAGUUGGGUGCGGCACGUGAACGUGCUCUUCGUGGACAGCCCCGUGGGCACGGGAUUCGCUUAUGUGGAGGAGCACGGAAGGUAUGCCAGAACCAAUCGGCAGAUAGCUCUCGAUCUCGUCCGCCUGAUGGAACAGUUCCUUGGGCAGUAUCCAGCGUUCCGAAGCGUCCCAAUGCACAUCUUCUCGGAGAGCUACGGCGGCAAGAUGGCCCCCGAGUUCGCCCUGGAGCUGCAUUUGGCCAGGAAAAGGGGUCGAGUUGACUGCCGCCUGCAGUCCGUGGUGGUGGGCAAUCCCUGGACCUCGCCGCUGGACAGCAUCCUCUCGUACGCCCCCUUCCUGCUCCAAAUGGGCAUUGUGGACGAGGAUGGGUACCGCCGAAUAUCGCGGCUGGCCGGUGAGCUGGCUGCCCUCGUCUACGGCGAGAAGUGGACGAGUGCCUUGGAGAAGGCGAACGAAGUGCAGGCGGAGAUCACCGGCAGCACGGGCGGAGUGUUCCUCUACAACACCCAGCGGCGCGUGCACGAGGACGAGGACUACCGGUACGGCGAAGACCCGCAGAUGAGCCACUUCAUCCGCACCAAUGUCACUCAGGCGCUGGGACUCGGCAAAAUGCCCGUCUGGAUGGAGCAAAAUUCCACGGUCUUCGUGCGCCUCGCUCCGGAUAUUUUCAAGCCAGCCACCCAUAUAGUUACCAGAUUGCUUGAGGGGACGUCAAUAAAGGUGGGGAUCUAUUCGGGAAUUCUGGACCUACUUUGCGCCACCCCGGGCACCGUAAACUGGAUCAAUCGGUUGAAGUGGGGCGGCAGAUCUGAGUAUGCGAAGGCACCCCGUACCGCUUUCCGGAUCGACGGAAUGCUCGAAGGCUACGAAAAACACGGCGGACGACUCAGCAUGUUCUGGGUCUAUCGAGCGGGACAUCUGGUGCAGCAGGAAAACCCAGCGGCAAUGGGAUACAUUCUGAAAUACUUUACUAAAUAUGGAUAGUCUACAAGGGUCUUAAAUAAAAUUCAAGAUUUUUCUAAA